Molecule: messenger RNA, 851 nt
Organism: Ornithodoros turicata
Lineage: Eukaryota; Metazoa; Arthropoda; Arachnida; Ixodida; Argasidae
Exons: 4
Coding region: 294-764 (156 amino acids)
Source: RefSeq, a predicted model, not a curated record
GCGAUCAAAUCAAAUCAAAUGGUAGACGCAGAACGACGCCAUACGCCAUCUCCGUCGGUGCUGCUGGGAGAUGGCAACGACGAAGUGUAGAGGUCGCGUGCUUUGGAGGCGGUCCGAUCGCCAGCGCCACGCGCUGCUGAUUCCACAGCUAUCGGCAGCACCCUGAAUUCAUCAUCUGCCCGACACGCAAGUCUUGUGGUCUUUUUUUUUCUGCUGGAUGGGCUCACUGUUUUCUUGGCUGAUCUCAACUUAAGCCUUGUCGUCCAGCCCUCGAGAACGAGGCAGUGGGUGUAAUGGAGCACGAAGCCGCCGUGGAGCAGCACCAGCACCCUGGCCGUCAGUGUCGCUCGGUGUCCUUUGACAACGGGAAACAUCACGUGAUCGACACUGACCCUGACCCCGAUGUGGACCCGAGCAGGCUGCGGCCCAUCGUAGGACGACCUCCCACACCGAGACCAUCGCGUACAGACUUCAACGCUGCUGAAGUGGACGAAUCCGCAGAAUCUUCGCGGCCGCAGAGCUGCACCUCGCAGGGAUCUUUGUCCUCGACUGCGUCUGAGCCAAAGCCCGUACCUCAACUCAACCCCGAGAUGCUGGUGAUGAGGCUGACGGUGGACUGCGCACCUAGGACAGGUGACAAGGAAGCAGUACUUCGUGAAAGGGGAGAGGGUGUCCAGGACACCCCUACGGGACCGGAGAAGGAUGAUCUAAAGAAUGAAAGCAGCACCCUGGAGGACAGCAACAGCAACAUGGUCGCUGAAUAGAUCAGUUGUGCACGGAAUCUAAAUUUGCGCCUGGAGCCGCGGGCCAGGUCAUUGUGAUUGAUGUCAAUAAAAAGGAACGACUACUGA